Messenger RNA from Lindgomyces ingoldianus, 1122 nucleotides. RefSeq lists its product as uncharacterized. Bases 1 to 1122 code for a protein of 373 amino acids. The transcript is spliced from 15 exons. The record is from RefSeq and is a predicted model, not a curated record. NCBI's taxonomy places the organism in Eukaryota, Fungi, Ascomycota, Dothideomycetes, Pleosporales, Lindgomycetaceae.
AUGGCUCUAAGACGGGCUGCCUACAGUAGAUCCAAGGCUUCACCGUUCCGAAUGAAAGUGAUCCUUAGACGCAAGGGGAAUGUUGAAGUACGUGUUUUAAAUGAAGCCAUACAAUCAAUUGAAUGGACUUUCGCUCACAGCCAAAAAGAAACAUCAGGCUUGCCUGCAGCUAAUAUACUGAAGUCAGGAGAGAAGUGCAUCGAAAAGAUCUUCUGUCUAGGCCAGACUCUCCUGCGGACGCAAGCAUGCAGCAAUCUAGGUAACGAGGAACUACCUACACACGCGGUCUUUUGCCGUAAAAUUAGAGAUGUCCUUAAUACAAAGGAAGCACAACCAACUACGAUUAGAAACGCCUUAGCGCAGAUCCUUAAUCAAAGUCUAUGGAUGAUUGAGCUGGAGCUUUUUCGGCCAUCCCCCGUCGUGACUUUUCCACAACAGUUGAGAGAGGUUGAGCUUCGCAUUUUGUUGCAAGAAUCAGGAAUCUGGAGUAUUCGUAAAUUCUUCACGUUGCAAGCGACAUUGACUACUCUCAAGUCAGCCGCUUACUCAAAGGCUUCCCAACCCCCUAUCGCAAGCCCUCCUCCUCUGAUUAGAACCCAAGAGUCUUUCGGAACAGCAAACCACAACAACUACGAAAUCGCCCCGUAUCGGACGCUUCAGCCAGCACAAUUUGAAGAGUUCUUGGCGUUAUACGUCACUUCCACUGAGACCUGGGUACCUACUACGGGAUGUCUUGAGAGGCUGAAAUCGGUUGUGAGUGGAUCGCUUGGCCCCUUGCACGCCACACGCAUGUCCAAGAAACCAAGACCUGGGACAAGACGAUAUAAACACGACAAUACAUCCGGGGACAAAGAAAUUAAAAUCAACCUUUCUUUCUAUCGUAUAUUUGCGUAUCCCCACCUUGGCGUCAACGACUUUGCGCGACCAUAUCGAACAGCCAAGGCAUCCCAAGGAUGCACUAAAUUUCGAGAAUCCAUAGUGGUUGCCAUCAAGCCGCUGAACCUUCGAUCUGAUGACCAUGGUUUCACUUCAGAUUUGGUCUUGGGUAUUUUAUUUGACGACACUUCAAUAUGGGUUGCAAAACACCUCCUCUCCUUGGCUUCUGGUCAGAAGUCCCUCUAG